AUGGCGCUGUGGUACUCCCUAGGAAUUGCCUUUUUUGCUGCUAUCGGCACAUUUCUGUUUGGGUUUGAUACAGGCAUUGCUACAACAACCAUCGCCCACCAAAGCUGGAUUAACUAUAUGAACAAGCCCUCAAAUGGACUCACAGGAGCCGUUGUUUCAGUCUAUAUAGCCGGUGAGGCACUCGGAGCCCUAACCCAAACGGCAGUCGGCGACAAACUAGGACGAAUCCGAUUUAUGCAGAUGAUGUGUGUUAUUGUAACGAUUGGCACAGUCAUCCAAACAGCCUCGAUAAACAUAGGAAUGUUCCUGGCCGGCCGCGUACUAGCCGGAUACGCAGUGGGAGGAUUGGUUGCCACAGUCCCCAUCUAUCUUAGCGAAAUAUCCGACCCUCGUUACCGCGGGCUUAUAGGCGGGAUUUCAGGUUGCGGUAUCUCCUUCGGUACAAUGGCAUCUAACUGGGUUGGAUAUGCCUGCAGCUAUGCCCCAUAUGGACCCGUUCAGUGGCGUCUCCCACUUGGGAUUCAGAUACCCUGGGGCAUCAUCAUGUUCAUUGGUCUAGCGACGUUUAUGCCAAAUUCACCUCGACAGCUGAUCCGCAAUGGAAAGACUGAACAGGCCAUGAAUGAGUUCGCCCGAAUCCGUCGUGGGCUGCUCACGCAUGAGAUGGAACAGGAAUUUUCUCUCAUGCGGGGGCAAAUCGAGUAUGAGAUGGAGAGGGAGAUUAAAUCGUACCGGGAGAUCUUUAUAAUGUUCCGGUCUCGGGUUUUGGUGUCUAUUGCUGUGCAGACCAUGACAUCUCUCACUGGAGUAAAUGUGAUCCAAUACUAUCAAACUAUUUUGUAUAAGUCUCUGGGAAUCGGAUCUCACAGCAUCCUCGCUCUCGCAGCAGUAUAUGGAACAAUAGCUUUCAUUUCAAAUUCCAUCACGACAAGAUAUUUGACAGACCAAUGGGGCCGUCGAAAGAUGAUACUCACUGGUUUAGCAGGAAUCGUUCUCAUCGAGAUCUAUGCAGCAGUAAUGCAGCGAGAAUUCCAAAAUACAGACAAUCGUAUUGGAAAGGGAUUUGCGAUUCUAGGAAUUUAUCUCUUUGUUGUUUGUUACUAUGGUAUGCUCAAUAGUACUACAUGGCUCUACGGUGCAGAGGUACUACCUAUCGCUCUACGAAGCAAAGUCAUGGGGCUUGCGGCUGCAUCGCACUUUAUUGUCAACGUCGCAAUAACUGAAGCUGGCCCAGUCGCCUUCUCAACCAUCCAUGAAAAUUACUAUUAUGUCUUCGUGGCAUGCUCCGCCUUUUUCUUCUGUGUGGCCUAUCUAUACUUCCCGGAAACCAAGCAAAAGACGCUCGAAGAAGUUGCAGCUGCAUUUGGAGAUAAGGUCAUAUUGGCAGAUGCAGGACCUAAGCGUGGGUCAAUGGAUUGGCAGACAGAGCAUAUCGAAAGGUCG
Molecule: messenger RNA, 1443 nt
Organism: Penicillium taxi
Lineage: Eukaryota; Fungi; Ascomycota; Eurotiomycetes; Eurotiales; Aspergillaceae
Gene: hxt8
Exons: 11
Biological process (GO): transmembrane transport; carbohydrate transport
Cellular component (GO): membrane
Molecular function (GO): carbohydrate:proton symporter activity
Source: RefSeq, a predicted model, not a curated record